AUCACUGAGGAUGAUUGUGAUCCAGAAUGUGGGGACCUCCUCUCCAGUGAAGUAUAGGAGACAGUGGGUGAAGAGGCUUCAGUGGGGCGUCCUCUUGGGCCUGAUGGUCCUCAUAUACGGCUCUCAUGCACCACUCAUCACUCUGACCAAAGUAGACGGUCAAGUCCCUUUCGACCCCUCCUCUUGUGUCGUCAUGAUUGAGUUAGCCAAACUCCUCAUUUCUCUGGCAACUCUCGUUCUAACUGGGGGUGUAUCCGCCUUACACGCUCCUCCACCUCUAGUCCUUGUGGCUCCGUAUGCAGUCCCCGCCAUACUCUAUGCCCUCAACAACAACCUGGUAGUCGUCAUGCAGGCCUACAUGGAUCCAAGCUCAUACCAAGUCCUCAGCAACCUAAAAAUCGCUUCCACCGCCCUGCUGUACUCCUUCUGCCUGGGUAAGAGGCUCCGGCAGGGUCAGUGGUUAGCUCUGGGGCUCCUCAUGGGAGCUGGGGUGUGCCACAGCUACAGCAGCCUGGAUCUAGGGGACACUGACAAGGAUGAAGCUGAGCAAGGCCCAAGGCUUCAUAUCACAGCAUGGGGGCUUUUCCUUGUGCUGGUGUACUGCUGUGUUUCAGGGCUAGCAGCAGUUUACACAGAGAGGGUGCUGAAGAGCCAGAAGCUGCCCCUAAGUCUGCAGAAUCUCUACCUCUAUGUGUUCGGUGUAGCCAUCAACGGGCUGUCCUCCUUCUCCGCUGUAGCAAGUGAAAAGAGCUUUCUGGAGGGAUACUCAGGGGCGGUUUGGGUGAUUAUAGCAGGGCAGGCAGCUAACGGACUCCUGAUGUCUGUGGUGCUAAAGCAUGGCAGCGGGAUCACCAGACUGUUUGUCAUUUCCUGCUCCAUGCUGGUUAAUGCUCUGUUGUCUUGGGCCAUUUUAGGGCUGCAGCUUACUCCUUUUUUCCUCCUACCAGUUUCUAUGAUUGGACUGGCAGCUUUCCUUUAUUACAGAUAGUGGAGUCUUCACCAAACAAAUCACAAGGCUCGACUUACCCAAAAGGAACUCCUGUCACAAUCUACCAACUGUUUGUUUCCUAGUUCUUGAGAUUAAGUUUCAAAUGUGAUGUGUUUUCUGCCUUCUGUCUAUCUGCCUUUUUAGUCUUGUUUUUUUUUUUCCAUCUUAAAACUGGACUUUUUCAUCCAGAAUCCAACACAUGUAUCUGAUUUGUAACCGUAUUACCAUGUCAGCUAAAGUCUAAUUUGACCAUUUGCAUCACAUUAGAAGGUUUAGUUUAUAAUUUUGUUAGGCUAUUGUAAGUAAAUUCAAAUAAUAAUGCAUGUAAGAAAUAAUUAUAUCUUUCAGUAACACAUAUCUGAAGGGUGCUGCUAUUGUCAUCUUGGUGUUUUUUUUGUUUUGUAUCACAUUCUCUGCCAAGAAUAAUAUCAAAGAUCAAAUAAAAGUGUUAUUCAGUGUGUUAA
Messenger RNA from Thunnus maccoyii (southern bluefin tuna), 1452 nucleotides. It is a transcript of the gene slc35a4, whose product is annotated as solute carrier family 35 member A4. NCBI's taxonomy places the organism in Eukaryota, Metazoa, Chordata, Actinopteri, Scombriformes, Scombridae. Gene Ontology annotation, cellular component: Golgi membrane. The transcript has a single exon. Bases 11 to 988 code for a protein of 325 amino acids. Gene Ontology annotation, molecular function: pyrimidine nucleotide-sugar transmembrane transporter activity. The record is from RefSeq and is a predicted model, not a curated record. Gene Ontology annotation, biological process: pyrimidine nucleotide-sugar transmembrane transport.